CAUCGAAGUACGCCAAAAUGGCGGCUUCAGGAGCCGUUGAAACUCGUGUGUUAACAUACACGAUCCACAAAUGUUCCAGCUAUUCUGCAAACUAUUUGCCCACGUAAGACCUCAUCAAGGCUUCUUUUUGUCAUUUGGUGGAAUUUCGCGAAGGUGACACCGGCUAAUUUUGGAAAUUUUUAAAUUUUAUUCAGGAAUAUUUUGGAGGACAAACCGAAUGACCAGUCUUCGAGAUGGUCUUCCGAUAGCAACUACCCUCCGCAGGUAAGAAUUAAAUGGCGAUCGUCAAGUGGAUAAGCUUAUAAAUCAUUAACAGGGUCGUGUAUCUGUGAGAAAUACUCGCGAUUUAAACAACAUGAUUAAUUCAAGUCAUAAUAUAAAAUAAUCACUAGGCAAGUGUCUAGCCGAUAUCUGUAUCUGCAAUGAUUAGUAAGGAGCAGCUUGUUAAUUACAAAUUGGAAGAUGCCAGGAUGAUUUGCACUGAUAGUUUUGUCAUGAGUACCAUCUACACUUAACCUUGGUUAUGAUGUAUACCUUUUAUCAGGUUAUAAAUGCACAGAAAAAAUUUGGGGUGUAUCACAGCUGAUUUUUUUGUCCUUGGUGAGUGGACAAAAGUAUGGAGAGUUUGCUCUUUGUAAAGGAUAGAAAUCCAGUAUUAUGACAUUAGGCAUUGAUGUUAGUUUUCAAUAUAACUUAUGGUCUUGUGCAUGCCACACCUAAGUUUUUUAAAGUUUGUUAUAAAAUAGAAACUCAGAUCAAAGAUGGGGACCCUGAAUGUUUUUUUCUUUGACCCACACUUGUGGCAAGAUGAAAAACAUCUUUCUCUAUUUCUUUACCAAGCUUAAAACUUACCAUCUUCUUAUUCUAUUUGCCAAACAUGACGCUAUUGACAUUGCUGAUCUCAAAAGUAUGCAGAGCGUGUGUCAUAUAUGAUCUUUGUAGUGGAUCUUGCUCACGAUAGAGCAUUGGAGCACAGAAUCUAAACGUCUGAGGUGUGAUUGACCUCAUGGGGACUCAAAAUUUUUUUCCUUUGUUCCCUGCUCGUGACAAAACAAGGAACAUCUUUCUCGCACGAAAGAUCUUUGUCAUUUGUUUAACCCAGCAUCAGUAUCCGCAUUCUUUAUACUCUUCCCUAUACCUUUUAUUUGGUAUUGACAAGAAGAAUAUGUUUAACAGUUGUAAGGUGGUGAUCAUUUUCUUUAUUCUCAUGGUCUUAAUAAAUGACUUCGCAUUAAUCAAGUAUAGAGAAAUCAGGUGCUGGUCACUGUUAGGGUUGAAAGAGUUGAGAGAAUUGUAUAUGUAAACAACAGCAGUUAACUUUAAUUUUAUCAUUUGUUUAUCUGUUUGUUUUUUUUCUUCUGCAAAAGCUUUUACCUUUUUUAUUUUUAGUUUCUUAUACUGAAAUUGGAGAAGCCAGCUAUUGUUAUGACUAUCACAUUUGGAAAGUAUGAGAAGACCCAUGUAUGCAAUCUCAGGAAGUUUAAGAUUUAUGGUGGACUGAAUGAUGAACACAUGACUGAGUUGUUGCAAAGGUAACUGGUUUCACAGUGGCUCUGGAUCCUGAUAAAUUGUUGCAGGGACCCUUUUGAUUUCCAGUAAGACUGGCUGAAUAUUGUGGAAGUGUGUAAAAAUAAUCAAAUUUUAUUGAUACAGGAUUUGAUUUCUCUACUAUUUUAUAUUUUUAUCCACAAAUAUAAUCACAGUGUUACUGUAGCCCUCUACACCCUUACAUAUGUAUAUUCUCCAUACUGUUUUAUAUACAUAUCUUAAGAUGCUGACAAGGAGAAUUUGUUUAAUAAUCAAGGACUUCCUUACAUGUAGUUGGUGAUCGUUUCCUUUAUUCUUGUAACCUUACUGUUUGAUUCAGGACUGACAUUGUAGGGAGAAAUUAGAUGCUAGUCAUUUUUAGGGGUUGAAGGAUUACCUCAUGAGUGCAAAAGGUUAACUACUUGUUGAAACAGAAUGUCAGUAGAGCCUUUUCUGAGAUGCUGUUUGUUUUUUUUGCAGCGGAUUAAGAAAUGAUCACAUAAAAGAGGCAUUUGAGCUUCAGCAUGAACUGGAUGGCAAAAUGUUCCCUUGUCAAUUUAUAAAGAUUGGUGAGUUCCUACGAUCUACCUCUUAUUUCAGUGUUGUGAUCAUUGUUCCUUAUUUUUGUUUUAAAUUAAUUGCCAAAUGCCUUAAAUUUUAUUUGUGAACAUUCUCCUAAAAAUCAAUUUAAAUUAGAUGACCAAAAUAUAUGGAAUUAAAAAAUGCUUUUAAUUUAGUUUUGAAAUUUAACCAGUUGAUACCAAUGCUAUGAAAACUGAGAAAUUUUCAGGAGAAAAAAGCUGUAAAGAAGCCCUCUGAGAGUGCAGUCAAACAGAGUUCACUGGUUUUCUUUCCAACUAUUUUCAGUUCCAAUCAUGUCAUGGGGACCCAGUUUUAACUUCAGUAUUUGGUUUGUGGAGCUUUCGGGAGUAGAUGAUCCAGAGAUUGUUCAGCCUAGUCUUACGUGGUUUAAUACUGUAAGUGGUACUUCUUGAUCAUUUGUUGAUUUAUGUGUAUGGUGAAUCCCAGCUUAGAUGCUUCCUGAGUCACUCUAUAGCUCUAAGACAAUGGAUUUAAUGCAGUACCAGGGUUUUUAUGGGUCCUGGAAAACCUGAAAAGUGCUGGAAUUUUAUUUUGACUUUUUCCAGGACUGGAAAGUCCUGGAAAUCUGCUUAAAUCAAGCAAUAAAGUUUUGAAAAUUUGCAUUGUAAGAAAUGUGCAUAGGCUGUAAGGAGAAUUGAUUUUGAAAUCUUGGGAAUGAGACAGUUUAAGGUGAAAUUUUUAUGUCUUGGAAAAAUCAGUCUUGGGCCUGGAAAGUCCUGGAACAGUCCUUGUUUUUUAUGUAUUCCAUGAUGUUUUAACCCCUUCACUCCCAAGAUUUCUUUAGUAGUUCCCCUUACUGUCUGCAUACAAUUCUUAUGAGGUUGAUUUGGAGAAUUUGGUAUGAGAUCAAGACAGUUUUUGUUAUUCUCAUCACUUGUCUGCUUGAUAUUGUGUUGAUAUCAUAAGAAGAAAUUCUGUCUCAGUCUGACUCAUGGAAGUUAAAGGUUAAGGCUUUUUGGGAUCUGUGGCACUCUGACUCCUACAAAGGAUUGUAGUCAGAGACAAUGGUAGAGUGAUAUUUCGUUCAUCUUAACACAAGACAUCAUCCAUCAUCGGGGUAAUCUGGAAAUGACUUCCAUUCAGAUUGUUGAACCUAACUUGUAAUCAUCCACAGCAGCCCAUUUCAGGACUUCUCUUACUUUGUCUUAAUUCCAGUCUUUUGAUUUUUGUUAAUUUGUUUCUGACUGUCAUCUUGCAGUAUCGUGAAAGAGAAGCCAUACGUCUUUGCUUGAAACAUUUUCGACAGCACAACUAUGCAGAAGCUUUUGAAUCCUUGCAGAAAAGAACAAAAAUCAAUCUUGAGCACCCCAUGCUGACAGAACUCCAUCAGAAACUGGUAACAAUCUUGUCAUGAGUUUAUCUUCAACUGUUAUUGUUUGGUGCUGUGCUGCGAUGUAUUGUUUUGGUGCUGGUGAUGUAAACAGAUUGAUUUAACUCUUAAGAUGGCAAUUUAAUUUAAUUUAAUUUAAAUAAAUGUCUAUGUCCAUGAUGAUAUAUUUUGCAUCUAACUGUUACUUGUGAAUUGAAAUUGCAAUUUUUUUUGUUUUUGUUGUAUAAUUUUUUACCAGGUGAUAGAUAAUGACUUUGAUGGAUGUGAGAAAAUCAUAGAACAAGCUUCAAAUGGUAAUUUCUAUUUGAUUUUCUUUAAUCUGAGAUUUUAGUAGAGGUGGUAGUUGCAUAGUAAUGUUGAUUCAGCUGCAUGUGAACUAAAAUUAACUUUCAAGUUUAGAGGCAGAUUUUUUGUUUUAUUUGAUGUCAUGUUUCAUGUGCUGACAUGCACUUGUAAUGGUUACUGUCUGUUCUUUGUACCCUUUUUAGCCAUUUUCAGAGCACAGACAAACCAAUCUACAUUAGAUUAACUUUUUUAAAUGUGCAAUCCCCAUGAGUGACCAAAACAGAAUUUCUCCUUACAAUGUCAAUACAAUAUCAAUCAGAUAAGUGAUGAGAAUACAGAAAAAUAUCAAUUUGAGGAUAAUCAGUUGAUCCAAUACUAAAUUCUCUGAACUACCGUAAUUUCCGGUCGAUUACCCGCAGGUAAUCUGUUGAUUUUGCAUUAAAUCCGCGCCACUGCGGGUAAUAGGGAGGUGCGGGUUAUGUGACAAUUUUAAAUUCUUCUGGAAGUUGAAUUGAAAAAAUUUCUCACCUACCUGCGUUUCCACCUCUCAAAUGAAUUUUAUUGUAUCAAAAGUGCCACAAAGCGGCACGAAAACAUGAUGCCAACUCGAGUUUAUUUCACGCAUAAUUAGUUGCGUGACAAACAAAUUUUUAUCGGCACGCACGCGUGAAAACAAAACCUUGAUGGUGACAAAAAUAAUCCAAGGAUAUCCGGCGCAUCAGUAACAAAUUUCCAGUUUUCACUAGCUUGAGCUAAAGAGAAUUUUCCCGUUUUAAGGGACUUGUUAGGCCCAGUAGAACAGGAGAUAUCGAUUUUUUGAGAAAUUGCCGACAGUAAUUUUAAAUCCCAAAUGCAUCACCAGAAUGUUGAAAAUAAUAGGUGCGAAACUUAACUAAUUUCGCUGAAAAAGUAUUUUAACGACAAAUGAACAAUGGAUAUUGCUCAUUACGCUCCCUACAUGCUAUAAAAAGGUAACUGACUGAAUAAGAAUUAUAAACCUCGAUCAUUCGCGAUAAGUGUAUCCACGAGUCACCAAUUAAGUUAAAAUGCCUGCUGUGAAACGCCCACGUCACAGUUUUACGUUUGAUUAUAAGCUUAGAGUAAUAACUCUUGCCGAUGAAAUCGGUAAUAGAGCAGCAGCAAUAAUCAAUCAAUAAAGUAUAAGCUAAUAUUGACACAGAAUUGUGCACAUGUCUGAAUCGAAAGACUGAAAUGUAUCGCCUUAAUGUCACGUUUUCGCCACCGAAAAAGUUGAAUAACAACGUGCGGGUUAUCCACCGGUGCGGGUAAUCCGUUGACUUUUUUUUUCGCCGUAUGCAAUAAUCAGCCGGUGCGGGUAAUCGGCCGUGCGGGUAAUCGACCGGAAAUUACGGUAACAUUACAAGAAUUGUAUGGUUGACAGUAAGGAGAAUUACAAAUUUGAUCUGGGAGUUAAAGGGUUAAAGUAAGCUUUAAUUUGUGUGUAUUGUUUGUUCUCUAGAUGCUAUUUUUAGUCAUUAUAUCAGUCAGCAAGAUUACAAACCCAAGUGGAAAGCGAUAAUUCCUCUUGCUGCUCAAAGUAAGUUAUUGAGGGGAUGAGAUUAAGGUAUAAGAGUCAUUAAGCUGUUCAAUUACUCAUUUAGAACACCAUUUAGAAGUAAAAUUAAUGUACUGAUUAGAAUCCUUCAUAUGAAAGACUGUAAGAUUUUAUAAACAAGGUCACCUUGUGAAUCACAUUCAUUUUCAAGAUUAUUAACAUAAUUAUGAAUUCAGUUUUUAAUGUUGUAUCACUUAAGAAGUUAAGUAGCAGAAUAGUGUAAAAGGCUGGGGAAAAUUAUCAACAUCUUAGUUAAAAAUAAUGUGGCCAUCAAGAUUUGACUGGUAGUAAUUCUGUGGCUGGAGAAUUCUCUGAUCUUUAACCUGUUACACCCCAACAUCAGUUUGCAUAUUCUCCAUUCUGUUCUCUUUACAUUUCUCAAGGUACUGACAAGGAGACUUUGUUUAACAAUCAUGACUCCUUUACUUGAUGAUCAAUUCCUUCAUUCCCAUAAACUGAAUAUAUGAAUCAGAGCUGAUCUUGUUAGGAGAAAUUAGAUACUUGUCAGUGUGAAGAGAACACAGCAGAGUCUCAGAGAAGAAAUGCACCUGGUGUUUCGUACAUUCUAUCUAUAAAUAGCAUGUUUAUAAACUAUGCAAUUCUUCACAAAAUACAUAGAGAAUUGGAGGGAUAUUUCCUUUAGGAGGCCUCUAGUUGCUUCAACAAUCAAAUUGAAAUUGAACAAUAAAAACUGUAUGUAACAUUUAUUAACACCAAUGUUCAUUGUCAUGUUCUGACCGCAGAUGAUGAUAGCAGUAGUUCAAGGCCAGGUAUGAGAGGUGGGCAUCAGAUGUCAAUUGACAUGGAAUCUCAGGUGAUUUACCUGCUUGGCGGCUGGGAUGGGAUGGUGGACCUGGCUGAUUUCUGGUCAUUUACUGUGGAGUCUUCUCAGUGGACAUGUCUGUCACGUGAUACAGAGCAGGAAGGUGGACCAUGUGCCAGGUCUUGUCACAAGAUGUGUCUGGAUGGCAAGAGAAAGUUGAUAUAUACUUUGGGAAGAUACUUAGACUCAGGAAUGAGAAAUGUAACACCACUUAAGGUAAUGUACACUUAAAUUGUGUGACAGAGAGAAUUGGUGACCAUUGAGUGACUUCUAGUCGAUGCAAUUUGUUCAAAUUUGACAGUUUGUAAUAAAGAAAUCAUUUGAACCUCCAUUCUGGUUUAAAUGUGUCUGAAUAAUUGGUUAUAUUUCCUUUGAAUUUUGACUGAGACAGCUUGAUUAAUGUUUUGGAAUUAUUCAGAGACAACUCUUAUUAAGGGUAUUGUUACAAUAUUGAAAUACAUUUGAGCACUAAAUUACAGUAUGUGCUCAUUUUGUCAUAUUUUUUCAUGACUCAGGGCUCUUAGCCAAACUUUUUUUAAGUUGCCAUUUUUCGAUGUAAAAUCACAACAAAGUUUCCAAAUCUAAAUUAUAAUAUUUUGAGAAAUAUUAAUCUCAUAUUGUUUCAACCAUAGACAAAUGUAUUCUGCAUGAUAAUUUGAAUUAUUCAGGCAUUUUGAUUGGUUCUUAGUUAUGAACUAUUGGAGGACAGAUGCAUAGAUGAUGUCAUCACUUAAAAACAACUUGCUCUGUUAUUAUAUAAAUUACAAUUUGGUUCUUGCUCUAUUUCGUUGUCAUAUGUGAUCUAUUACUGAAUAGAUCGAUGCACAGCAUCAAUAAUUCUAUUUAUUUAACAGACUUCUGAUUGCUAGUUUUGUUUCUUUUUAUUUUACCAGAGUGAUUUUUAUGUUUAUGACAUAACCAGAAAUCAAUGGACGCUUAUCAGCGCAGACACAGCAUCUGAAGGAGGGCCACCUCUUAUUUUUGACCAUCAGGUCUGUGUGAUACUGGAUUAUUUAUUCUUGGAUAUUUAUUCUUCUGUCACACUAUAACAUCAGUAUGCAUAUUCACCCAACUGUUUCUCAUACAAUUACUAAGGUGCUGAAGAGGAGAAUUUGUUUAACAAUCAAGAGCUUCUUUACUGAGUGAUCAUUUCCUUUAUUCUCAUGACCUUUAUGCUUGAUUUAGGGGUGAUAUUGUAAGGAGAAAUUUGAUGCUAGCUACACUUGAUGGUCUAAUGGUUAAUUAUUCUUCUGUUAGCAGGAAAAAAAACCAAUGUUUGUGAACAUAAAAAUUUUUUUGUAAUAUGCAUCAUCAGAGUCUUUUUGUCAAAUUUUUUUAUACAGCAUGGAAUCUUUUUCCCUGCUCCAUAAUAUGCAACAACCUAUCAACUUUUGUUGUUUCAUUUUGCAGAUGUGUAUUGAUGUUGAAAAAAGCACAAUUUAUGUGUUUGGUGGUCGUGUACUCACAAGGUAGGAAAAAAAGGAGAAGAAAUCAUUAUAUAUUAAGAGGUUUAUUGCAGAAAAGGCUGAACGGAUUUGUUUGUUCUUCCUUCACAUUUUUAUCCGCAGAGCUAAAAGUAGUAGUUUCUUUUUUAGCUCAAGUGGAGACGAGAGAGCACAGGAAACCCUAUUUAGCGGACUGUACUCGUACAACUGUCAAACAAAUACCUGGAAUAAACUCAAGUAAGCUGGAAUUUGAAAAUGUUUUUAGAAUUAGCCAGUUCCUGGCAUUCGGUUUGGAAAACGGAGUGAAAUAGUAGAUGACGGAAAAGUGAAAAAGCGGCGGAGGCUUGGGUCGACUUGCGUAGAGGACUUAACGCGAGCCGACCCAAACCUCUCUUGUCUUUUCACUCCGCCGCUCUCAUAGCGCUGUUUAAUAUUGCGCUUCAAUUUACUAACUGAACGCCUGAAACAGGUGAUGAUAAGAUAGGGAUAAUAGCACUGCAUACUGUGAAAUUAUGUUACUUGGGAAGUUGCUCAACAAAUUCGUAUUAUCGUAUCGAUACAACAUGCAAAUGUGACGCUUCAGAGAUCUCACAUUUUAAUGGUACAAUUUUGACUUAAACAGUAGCUGGACUGAUUUUGUCUCUGUUGUUUUUUGUAGGGACGACUGUCCUGAGCUGCGAUCAAGGAUAGGACACUCAAUGUUAUUUCAUCCAGUAAGUCAGGAAAAACAAUCGUGUAACUUUCAAAUAUUUAAUUAUGAAUAUCAUUGUCCUCAGAAAAGCACUCUCAAGGAAAGAGUAAGGUAAAUUUUAUUUAGCCUUGCAUUGUUCUCCUUUUCAGGCAGUAACCGGUAACAUUUACCACCUGUAGUGCCUCAUAUUACCGUUUAAAAUUGCUUGGAAUUCUUUAAAAUUCAACGGGUAAAAGGAUUGCUUUACCUUUACUUGUCAUGCUUAAAAUAAGGGAGAACACUGGCCGUGGUGGCCUAUUCAGCUGCAUGGCUGUUAUCCAGAGGGGCCCUGGUACCAAGCAUGACGGGGUGUUAUCCAUGGAAAACCCUUAAUAGGCACUAUUUGUUAAGCAAAGUUGACCUACAUUGCCCUUGCACUGAAAGAAAUAUAACAAAACCUUAAUUUAUUGUAGCUGGGAGAAUGAGCCAUCAAACUGUAAUGUCCACUUGUUUAAUUAAGUGCUUGGCGAAUAACGCUCACCAGCGAAUUACUCAAUGUCAGUUUCUCUUUUUUUUGCAACUCUUUUUCACGCAGGAGAAAAGACUUCUAUAUAUUUUCGCUGGACAAAGAGGAAGAGAAUUUUUAAGGUACUAUAUGCAGUGAUGUUGAAGUGAAUUUAAUCUGAUGACCAAAUUACUUAAAGCAUGCAAAACUUUUUUCAUUCUGAGUAAUUUUAGGACCUUUUUUUCCUAUCCUUCAGUGACUUUAUUACGUACAAUGUGGACACCCAUGAAAUAUCAUUUAUAUACGAUGGAAGCAAAAAAGAAUCUGAUCAAGGUAUAUCUACAAUCACUGCAUUUCUUUUUUACAAUUACUAUAGUAGCCGUUGUUGAUUUAAUGAUAUUUAUGAGUUUUGUUUAAGUACCCUUCUUUUCUUUAUUUACAGUUCCUGCAGCAGGUUUUACUCAGAGAGCAACAAUUGAUCCUGGACUCAACGAAAUUCACGUAUUAUCUGUAAGUAGAUCUCUCUUGAGCCUGCAGUUCUUUACGUCACCGUCUCUCUUGUUACGUAAAAGUUGAGAGCGGGAAAGCAUGAGUCUGCAAGGGGCUUGCCAAACCCUUAGCAAACCUCUCCACAACUAAAAAUGAAGGCUUGCUCCCAGGGUACAGUGCAACAGGAUGUAGUUGAUAAACCAUUACACAUACGAUCACGGUACGCGUCUGUUAAAAUCCCAUUCGCGACAAUGGUCCGAAAAGCGAAGUUAGAAGUUUACACUCGUACACGCACGCGCGUGACUGUAUCAGUAGUGGUAAGCCCACAGUAAUUACGGUCUGCAGUUUUCGUCGUAAGAGUAAAGGCUACGAUAUUUUACAGAUACAUAACGCGAGCACAUUCAUCUGCGAUGAAACAGAAAAAUACGAACCCCUGGUCUUUGUGGCUACGUAUAGUGUGCUGCACUAUUUACGCUUCCCCUCCCUCCCCUUUCCUCUCCUCCCUCGUCAGUUUAAGCAAGUCAUUAGGUUCGCAACAAAACGUUGUGUGCUUUUUAUUAGUUGCAACUGUACAGGAGCUUUUUGGAGCCCUUGUUUUUGUUUGCACAGUGGACUGGAUGUUACAUCAAGUUUGAAGAGCUGUAAUUUGAUGGGUUCAUUCAUCUCUUUAGGGUCUCAGUAAGGACAAGGAAAAACGUGAAGAAACAGUCAGGAAUUCUUUUUGGGUAUACGAUAUGGAACGAAAGUCGUGGUAAGUAUUUUAAAACGUGGAAAAUUGACAAUAACCUUCCCCACCCAAACGAGCACCGAUUUUUGACAGUUUGUCUGAUUUUAGGUCCUGUUUUUUUUUUUUUCGGACAGUAUCGUUUUAUUUCGGGCAAUUGUGUCCGGUUUCAGACGGACAGUUCGACUAAUUUCAGACGCUUGGUGUCGAUUUUGGACGCUUGCGGUUAAUUGCGGACGUUAGCGUCUGAUUUCGAACGGUUCCUUUUGAUUUCUUAAGGUUCUAUCCGAUUUCUGCUAAUUCAAUAGCUCUACACACAAAGUUAAUCUGUAGUUUACUACUUAUGGAUCCUUCUAAUGACUAUUUUUCUUGUAGGUCUUGUGUUUACAAGAAUGAGAACAUGGGUCAGCAGUACUGGACCAAGAUGCAGAAUGUAGAGCCUUGCCCUCGGUUUGCACAUCAGUUGGUGUAUGAUGAUAUUCAUAAAGUACAUUAUCUGUUUGGUGGCAAUCCUGGAAAAUCCAGCAUACCCAAGAUGAGACUCGAUGACUUCUGGUCGCUGAAGGUAAUCAGACUUUGAUUCAAAAUUUUAACUGUCUAUCUGUUUAUUUCGUUUACUCUUAGUCUCCUUCGCGGCUGUUCUCUUGGAUGUCACGCAACGCCCCCUCAUCUUGCGCUACAUCCUAGAGAAUGACUGCCAAGGAAACUAGGUUACCCCUUAGCCUGAUCCGGGUUUGUCACGUAGUACCCCAGCGCAUGUUACUUUGUGUGACAUUAUUUUACAAUUUGGAUGUGAGUUAGUUGUCAAAUUUUUCUGUUGCAACCUGAGAGUAACAAACACUUUUAAACUUUUCAAGGGUUUCAAAAUUCAUUUACGGAACGGAAUUGAAUGCGCUGAUUACGCUCGAGAACAUGCAAUUACCUUGUCAAAAUUUAGUUGCGUUGCGUGACCCAAAAAAAAGUGGUCAACUCGGUACGCGGCUAUCAAUGUUUAGCCUUGUUAAUACUGUCCAUUGAUUUUAUUUCCCGUUUAUUUGUAGUUGUCAAGACCUUCAAGAGAACACUUAUUAAGAAGAUGUCGAUACUUAAUUCGUAAACAAAGGUACUGUUACCACUUAUUGCUUUUCCCCUUUUUUUAACUGCCAAUUUGUAUCAUUAAUCCCGCAUCCUUUUGAUUUAACUGGUCGGCUUUACUUUUUCAUCCCAUCAACAUGUAUUGGACCCGCCCGACCUGAACGCGUAAAGCCACAAAAAAUUCCUCCUUUACGACACUCUUAUUAUUUGUUUUUCCUUCUCAGGUUUCAAGAGAUGGCUGCUCGUGACCCUUACGAAGCUCUUCGUUAUCUGCAGGUACUUAUUAAAUUUCUAAAUUCCCCCUAACUUGUAUCUUGCACAGAUACUGGUGAAUCUCUUCUCGUGAGAAGGAGUAAGGGUCUUGAGUGAAACAGAAUGCUUCUCGAGAGAAACGUGACACGUCUCGUGAGGAGCUAGACAACCUUGCGUGAAAAAUUUUAUGUCUUGCGAGAAACCAAACGCACUACUUGAGAUAAAUUUACUUCUCGCAAAAUGAAAUGCACAACAAGCGAGAAACAGGGCGCGUCUCGCGAGAAACACGUGAUCCAGAAAACACGUGCGCAAUACGGAGCAUGCGCCUUGCAAGAGAAGAGGACUCUACUCGCGAGAAACCGCCAAACGCACAUUGAGUGAAGAGAACAUUUCUUGUGAAAAGCAAGUCGCAUCUCGCGAGAAACAGGGUGCUCUUCAUAAGAAACAAAAAGCGUCAUGUGAGUAACAAGACACUUCAGGCAAAAUUCAAGACGCGCCCCGUGAGCAAUCAUAGAUGUCUUGCGUGUACCAAAACGCGCUACGCGAGAGACGAGACUGGUUUACAAAAAGCCGGAUUACGCUUCGCAAGAAACAAAACGACUGUGCUAAAGAGAAGACGAGUUUAGCAUAAUUCAAUACGCGCCUCGCGAGAAACAAGACGCGUUGUUCUACCCCGCCCAAAGAUCGAUUGUCAACCGCUGUUCUGGAAAUAAGCCCGCGCUCCUUGGGACUGGGCUUAUCCCCGCCCCACACCUCCAAGAAGAAUCUUACCCUCUCUUUCAAAUUUGAGUCACACUCUGCUUUUUUCUCCCUAGCACGAGCUCUCGGAGACAGUCGCCCAUGAUGAUCCGGACGAGAGUCAAGAGGUGAUUAAAGCCAUAAAAUACUAAAAGUUAAUGAGCUAAGUUACCCAGUGUUAGUUUUCCCUUCUCCCCUCAGCCCCCGUUUCUUUUCUUUUUUUUUUCUUUUCUUUUUCUAUCUUUCUUUUCUUUUUUUUUUCCCGAAACGAGCAUAAUAUGGUCGAUUAGUGAACGAUUACGAGCUUCUAACUAAUUUACGCGUCAGAAGACUUAAGCGCACUGUGGGUUAUCUGCAAGUGCCCUUGUGUUUCCCUGGACGAGAACUUAAAAUUCCCUCUUAAUAGUAGAUUUACAAAUCGCUUAAAUAAGGUAUGUCGUGUGGAAUGGUUGUAGUUGGUAAGCAUUCCUUUCUUUUGUUUACAGUUUCGUCUUAUUGCAUCCAGUCUAUUUUCUCAGUCAGUCUCCACACAAGAUCGAAUGGAAACUGACGCAGGUGAGUUAUCUUUCAUAGUUAUGUUUCAUAAUUGAAAAUGUAAAUUGGCCAUCGUAAAGAGUUACUAAAGCUAACGUUUCGAGUGUAAGCCCUUUUUCAGAACGAAGUGUCUGUAUGUCUGCUAUCUGACUAUUUGUUCGUUCGUUCGUCUUUGUGCUUAUCUGCCCUCGCCUGAUGUUCUUUUUCUUCUCUUAAAUCCUCAGACUCUUUAUCGCCGCCAUUAAAUGACGGUUUUGCUGGAAGAACUCAGGUAGUUGUUACACAAACAUAGUGUACAUUUCCACACAUGUUUCACGAAUGAUCUUUGAUAUGUAACCUGUAUUGUGGGUGAUAUAAUUACAUUAGGUGUUCUAAACUUAGUCUUUGGCAAGGGAAAUAAAAAGUGAGUGUUAAAUGCCGAGCGUACAACGGAAACGGUGGAGGUUUCUCAGCCUUUUGCGCGGUCAUUUUUCGCUCUCACGCUGUACAUUUCUUCCGCGCUAAACUGAACGAGAAAAGUGGAUGUUUCUUUAAGCCAAGCUUUCAUUUUUUUGUUUUCUUGUUGCAGUUGUUUGAUACAUUGGUGUCUUUCUUCCCUGAACACAUGACACAACCAAAAGGAAAUCUUGUAGAUCUCAUCACUUUCUAGCAUUUCGGAAUAUCCAGUGAAUAAACAGCAAUCAAGAACCAUGGAAUUUAACGAGAUCGAUGAGUAAUGAGCGGCCCUUUCAAAAUAAGAAGCAAAAACUGCUUUUAACAUAUCCGUGAACAAGAUUGUUCUGCUACACAGACUAUGGUUCUGAAACAAGUUAGAGACAGGUUACUAUUGAUCACCUGGGAGGGUGGGUGGGAGGAUUUUGGUUGUGUCUCUUAAAAUCCUCCACCCCUCCCCCCCCCGGCCAUUAAUAAUUACUUGUCCCUCAGGUUCAGGUCAACAAUGCAAAGCUUGUAUUUGUAAUUAGUAUGAAGUAAAACAACAAA
This is a messenger RNA of Pocillopora meandrina, 13556 nucleotides long. The record is from the annotation of a GenBank genome assembly. NCBI's taxonomy places the organism in Eukaryota, Metazoa, Cnidaria, Anthozoa, Scleractinia, Pocilloporidae.